AUGAAAGAUCGAUCCGACAAAAGCGAUGAACGCGUGCAAAGGCUCUAUGCCCAAGACCUAUCUGGUGUGGAGGGUCCGCAGGUCGAGGAUCAAAAAAGAAUCAAGCGUCAGGAGUUACUGGAAGGUCCUCGGGCUGGUAUACUCGCAGACGACGGGCGGCUAUGGAUCCCGGCCUACUGUACUCCUACCUACUCUUUGGAUAGCUUGAAGGAGAAGGCCGGCUUCUUUGUCGCGGACCUCGCCGUGCUCCUGAAUUAUCACUGGAUUCGCAACUAG
Messenger RNA from Aspergillus udagawae, 276 nucleotides. RefSeq lists its product as uncharacterized. The transcript is spliced from 2 exons. Bases 1 to 276 code for a protein of 91 amino acids. Lineage: Eukaryota; Fungi; Ascomycota; Eurotiomycetes; Eurotiales; Aspergillaceae. The record is from RefSeq and is a predicted model, not a curated record.